Messenger RNA from Gastrolobium bilobum, 464 nucleotides. RefSeq lists its product as uncharacterized. The transcript has a single exon. The record is from RefSeq and is a predicted model, not a curated record. NCBI's taxonomy places the organism in Eukaryota, Viridiplantae, Streptophyta, Magnoliopsida, Fabales, Fabaceae. Bases 17 to 382 code for a protein of 121 amino acids.
UACCACAAGAGAAACCAUGACUUCUUCAAUUAAAGGUUCAACAGAGCACAGAGAAGUUUCCAAAGACUUUGGAAUGGAAGAGGAUGAAGACCUUUUUGAGAUUGAUCUUGAGGCAGUGAACUGCAUUCCACCACCCCAUUACUGGGAAAGUUACUACACUUCCACAGGGAAUGCACUUCUGGCCAAUUGUUUGAUGCCAAUAUCUGAAAUCUCUUGUGCUGUUCCAGCUUGUAAUGCAGUGUCUUUUGCAGGGAAGAGCAAUGUUCUCUUUAUGACAGAGGCAAUGUCAUUGGGGGAAUAUCUUAGGCUACCGUUCUUGGGGCCUCUUGGACUAUUAGAUGAGAAAAUGGGAGCACCAUUUCAUUUUCAGUUUCAGCAUUAGAGACUUGUAAUAUAUCAACUUGCUGUGUGGUUGAUGAUAUGUUCUGCAACUUAGCAACUAGUAACAUAGCACACUUAUCUUU